UUCCAUGGUUACACAUAGAUUUAACAUCACGCAGCAACCAUAAAGUACCAGCGAAGAGUGUAAAAGUAAUGUUGCUAAUAUAACAGCUCAUGUCAGAGCUUUGGGCGACACGAUGGACACUCCGGAACAGAGACACAACGAGACGCAGGCAGAGGAGCAGAGUUUAUUUCCCACUGCAGUGUCAGAAGAGGAGCUGGAUGAGGCCAGGAGAAAAAGCACUUUCAAGCAGCUUUUUGGCUCCAGAAAAAUCCUUCUGGCACCAGGAGAGAAACGCCCUCAAAGACCAGAGCUGCAGGGGAGCCUCAUCAUCCAGAGCAAGGCUGCAGAACAUCACAGAAAUGGAGUCGAGGCAAUGGGAAAGUCCCAGUUUGAGAAGGCUGUGGUUUGCUUCUCCAAAGCCAUCACACUGCAGCCAGAACAGACUCAGCUGUGUGUGAGCCAAGGAGAAGCCUACCUGCAGCUGUGUGACUUCCAGUCAGCAGCAGCCUGUUACAAACGAGCCUCGCUCCUGGAGCCCGGGGCCUUCAGCACCCGCUUGGCCUUCAUCUACAACCUCCAGGGCCAGUGUUUGUUUGACCGAGGUCUUUUUGUAGAGGCUCUUGAUGCCUUCAACAAAGCUGCUGAGGUGAAGCCCGACUGCAGGGCCUACAAGGUCAGAAGCCUGGACUGUCUGACAGCUGCAGGUCACCACACUGAAUGUCUGAAGCUGGUGAAUGACUGGAUGCAGUCAGAGGCUCCCACCUCAGAUCUGUACAUCAUCAGAGCCCGACUGCACAAACUACUCAACCAGACAUCACAGUGUUAUCAAGAUGUCAGGUCGGCGUUAGUGUUGAACCCAACGUGUCCGGAGGCCCGAGUCCUGCUGCUGCAGCUGCAGGAGGCCAGUGAACGGGCCAGACAAAAGGCUGUGGACCGAGCUUUGACCGGCCAGCUGCCUGAGGCCCUCUGCAUGAUCAACAUCGCUCUGGAGAACUGCCCCCGGGACGCACGCCUCUACCUGUUCAGAGGGAUUCUGUACCGACGCCUGAAAGACUUCACAGCAGCCAUUGAGGAUCUGGUCCAGGCUGUGGAGCUGAGUGAGGAGGAGGGGGAGAGGGAGGAGGUCAGAGGUCAGGCGGAGGCCAGAGAUGAGAAGGAUGAGCGUGACUCUCUGGAAAAGGAGGUGAACUUUCAGCUGGUUCUCACCUACAAUGAUUUUGCUGUUCAGUGCUUCAGCAGAGGGCUCUACGCUGAGGCCACUCUGCUUCUCAACAAGGCCAUCGAGGAGGAGAAGGGCCAGCCGGGCCUGUACCUGAACCGAGGAGAUUGCUUCUUCAAGCAGGGUGAGUGGUGUUUUUCUCUGGCCGACUACCAGCAGGCUGAGGAGAUGAUGCAGCCCGAUGACCCUGCUGUCCGGCUUCGCCUCGCUGUCCUCCACAACACGAUGGGCUGUAUCAGCUUCCAGGACGGGCGUCUCCAGGAGGCAGCUGACAUGUUUUCUCUGGCCAUCCAGUACAACCCCACAGCCAGUCAGUACUAUGAGAACAGAUCCAAGGCCUUCCAGAAACUCCUCAACUCGGAGGAAGCCGGACGGGACUUCAUCUGCACACUGAUCCUGGAUCCCACCAACGAGGAGGUGCCUCCUAUGCUCAUGAAUCUGUUCCCUGGCAGCAGUGUGUCUGAUGUUUUGUCCAGUCCAGCAGGACAAGCAGUCAGAGUUCAGCUGAUGGAAACCAUCCAGGCCUACAGCUCCUCCUCCGACCAACAAAGACUGAGUGAGAGGCUUCAGAAGAUGACUCUGACCAAUGGGAACACAGUGAGCCAAUCAGAAGCUCCACCUGGCGCAGGACAGGAGCUGAAGCUGAAGCUGUGUGUCGACCAACAGGAGAUGCAGAUAAAUGUGAAGAGCCUUCUGCAGGUUGAGGAAGUGGUUCGAUCAUUUCACCAUGACCGUCCGGCUCCAAAGCACCACACUGAACCACGCCAAGCCACACACCACCCAACACCACCACCAUCCACACAGGGGAACACCACCAGUCUGCCUUUAAGAGGUCGCACUACAACAAGAGAUUUGGGCUCCACAUCUCAGAAGUGAUUGUGGAGUUA
This is a messenger RNA of Epinephelus lanceolatus (giant grouper), 2085 nucleotides long. RefSeq names its product tetratricopeptide repeat protein 16-like. NCBI's taxonomy places the organism in Eukaryota, Metazoa, Chordata, Actinopteri, Perciformes, Serranidae. The record is from RefSeq and is a predicted model, not a curated record. Gene Ontology annotation, molecular function: protein binding.